Hevea brasiliensis (rubber tree) is the source of this 2722-nucleotide messenger RNA. RefSeq names its product protein tesmin/TSO1-like CXC 3. The coding region runs from base 197 to 2416 and encodes 739 amino acids. The transcript has 11 exons. The record is from RefSeq and is a predicted model, not a curated record. Lineage: Eukaryota; Viridiplantae; Streptophyta; Magnoliopsida; Malpighiales; Euphorbiaceae. Gene Ontology annotation, molecular function: DNA-binding transcription factor activity.
CAGUUUUCCCGCCUUCCCGCCCCUCUAUCUCUCUAUCUCUUCAAUUUUUUACUCGUUAGUCGUUCCUGUUGACUCUUCGAGCCUAGAGAUUGAGACACAGCCAGAGAGCAACUCUGUUUAUGUAUGGGUGUUUAAGCUACGAAGUGAGAGCUUCAGAGGGCUGAGAUGUUGAAGAGAUCUACCCUGGUGUGUUCCCAUGGAGCUCAACACACCUAAUAAGAACCACCUCAUCUCCACCUCCCUUUCUCAAUUUGAGGAUUCUCCUGUCUUUAAUUACAUCAACAAUCUCUCCCCCAUUGAGUUAGUCAAGUCUGUGCACAGCGAUCAAACAUUUAACUCUCUAGCUUUUUCAUCCCCUCCAUCGGUGUUUGCUUCCCCUAAGCUUGUUUCCCAAAGAGACACAAGAUCCUUUAUUACAAGGCGUCAAUUAUCAGACCCAUUGAAACCCAGGCCUUCUCAAAUUAGAGAUGACAACAAUACGAGUGAAGGGGUUUCAGAGGCUGUUGAACUAUCCAACUUGUCUGCUGAACAAUUGGGAUGCUUGGCUUCCAGCAGUUCACCUAAAGAUGUUACUGCUGAGCCGCUCAAUGAACACUUGGAAUUAGCAAUUGAACUUCCAGAACCCUUGAAAUGUGAUAGUACUAGCCCAGAUAAAAGCAUUGUGCCUCUUGAUGCAAUUAGGAGAGAUACAGCGCCAGAAGAGGUGGACAAAUCAAAUGAGAGACAUUGUUUGUAUGAGAGUGAAAAAAAUUUGCGUAAAAUCUGUCGAAUUGACCAAAGUGAAGAUGAAGCAGGAGGUGAUUGGGUGACGUUGAUUUCUAAUGUUGCUGAUGCCUUGAACUUUGAAUCAUCCAUCAUUGAAGAACACUCUGAAGAGCACAAACUAAUGGUGGAUCCUGGCACAAUCUCUUUUAUCUCAAAUGUGCUGCAGAUCCCACAAGAUAGUACCAAUGAUUUGGAGAAUGGGGAAUCUAUUGUUUGUGAUGAUUAUUCAGAACAGAAAAUGGGAGAACCAGGAUCUCAGUCAAUAGUAUUAGGAAAAAAGAAGGAAGCCGAUGAAAUACCAGCUAUACUUUCUGGCAGUCUACUGAAUAAGCUAGUUGUUAAUGAUGCGGCAGCAGAAGUGGAUGUAAAGGGGAAAAAGCGUGAAUCCAGCUGCAAGCAGCAGAAUAGAAUACGAAGGUUGGUUUUUGAGAUGGCAGGGGCUCAUAAGAAGGAAUCAGUAUGUCAAGAAAAUAGUACUUCUCCAAUUUCAGGGCAAUCAGAUUGUGAAGUUGGCCACACUGCAAAGUAUUCAACUCCAAGAAUAUCCAUGCUAUCAAGACGAGGUAUUGGUUUGCACUUGAAUGCUUUUGCAACUACUUCAAGUGAUAAUAAAGUUGUCAAGACUGAGACAUCUUCUACAAAGCAAGAAAUGAGUUUGGUCCCCUGUGACAGUGAAGAUCAGGUCACAGAAGAUGCUCCACAAAUAUUGACGGUUGUUAGAGAUGAAGUUGGCAUUAGUAGUCCUAAAAUGAAGAGGCACAAAAUUGAACAUGCUGGAGCAGCCUGCAAGCGCUGCAAUUGUAAGAGGUCAAAAUGCUUGAAGCUUUAUUGUGAAUGUUUUGCUGCUGGACUCUACUGUAUUGAGCCUUGUUCAUGUCAAGAUUGUUUUAACAAGCCUGCUCAUGAAGAAACUGUUCUAGAGACUCGGAAACAGAUUGAAUCUCGCAAUCCUCUCGCAUUUGCUCCAAAAGUUAUUAGAAGCACAGAUUUUGUUUCUGAAUUUGGGGAUGAAACUAACAAAACUCCAGCUUCAGCCAGGCAUAAAAGAGGAUGCAAUUGUAAAAAAUCAAGCUGCUUAAAGAAAUACUGUGAAUGCUUCCAGGGUGGCGUUGGUUGCUCUCCUAACUGUAGAUGUGAAGGGUGUAAAAACACUUUUGGUACCAAGAAUGGACUAGACGAAAACGAACUUGAAGGUGGUGAAUCUGAAGUGCUUGAGAAGAAAGCAUCAGAUGUUACUUUAUGUGAUAGAAUCGAAAGCGGUGAAGAAGAGGGUGCAGAUCUUCCAAUACCUUCUGAAACUGCCAGGUCUUCAAUUCAACUGCCAAUGACUUUUGGUGGGAGGCUCUCAAGAUCUCUACCUGCUUUUGGUGCAUCAUCUCAAAUGUGCCCCAGCCAAAAGCAUGGAAAGGACAUUUUUCGCCAGCCUAAAUUUGAAACUCAUCUUCAGGCGAUUCCAGAAGAAGAAACUCCUGAGAUACUGACUAGCAGUUGCCCACCUGCAAAUGGUGUGAAAUCAGCCUCUCCAAACGGCAAAAGGGUUUCACCUCCUCAUCAAGGUUUUGGUUCAUCAGCUAUUUGGAGGUGCAGCAGAAAGUUGAUUCUAAGAUCUGUCCCACCCUUCCCAUCUCUUAACUCACCACGUCAGCAAUGACUAAAACCUUUGGUAAAACACCAAUACUUAUGAUGCUGAGGCAUGUUGUAUUAUGGGACAAACAUGUAUAAUAGUAACUAUAAGAAUCACCUCUGCCGUUGAGAAAGCUAUUUUCCAUGGCACCAUCAAUAUUCAUGUAAUGUAAGUCUAUUCCAUGUAUCUUUAAUAGUUUGUGUUGAACAAGUUAAAAGCAGUACCUGCAGCAUACCUUCAAAGCCCUGUAAAUUUACCUGUAAACAGACAUUCACCAGUCCCAUAUUUUACGCAUCUCUAAUGGGGAUGGCAUCCAAUCCGCCCUUACCAUGA